Molecule: messenger RNA, 1749 nt
Organism: Fusarium vanettenii 77-13-4
Lineage: Eukaryota; Fungi; Ascomycota; Sordariomycetes; Hypocreales; Nectriaceae
Exons: 3
Coding region: 1-1749 (582 amino acids)
Molecular function (GO): iron ion binding; oxidoreductase activity, acting on paired donors, with incorporation or reduction of molecular oxygen; heme binding
Source: RefSeq, a predicted model, not a curated record
AUGCUGCAGAACACAAUUGACCUGUUCCGCCAAGCGCCGCCAGGCCUGGGUUUGGCUGUUUGCGCCGUCUUCAUCGGCUUGUUCCUCAUCCUUCUACGACUCGCUCGUCCCAAGCCCAUCCCGGGCAUCCCGCACAACGUCGAAGCAGCAAACUCCAUCUUUGGCGACCUUCCCGAGUUCAGAGCCGCCACAGACCGCAGGGAGUGGUGGGUAACCCAGAUCAUCAAGCACCAGUCGCCUCUGGUCCAGGUCUUUAUCCGUCCUUUUGGUCUGCCGUGGGUGUUUGUGGCCGAUCACUGGGAGGCUGUGGACAUCGCGACGCGUCGUCUGAAGGAGUUUGACAGAGCUGAUGAGACCAUCUAUGCUUUUGAGGGCGUCGCUCCGAGCCAUCACAUAACGAUGCGCUCUUCGAACCCUCAGUUCAAGAAGAACAAGGAACUUGUUCGAGACUUGAUGUCGGUCAAUUUUUUGCAAGAUGUUUCUUCCCCUGAGAUUUACGACAAGUUUUCUCUUCUCGUGGAUCUCUGGAAUAGCAAGGCCCGUUUCUCCAACGGACGACCGUUUGACGUGGGUAAAGAUAUCCACAAUGCCGCCCUUGACAUCGUCAUGGCUGCUUCGUUUGGUCUCGGCCUCGAACAUUCUCAGGUUGCCAAGCAAAUCAGAGAGCUUGAGAGUGCAUCAAGCCCAGGCGGACAAGAUGAUGUUUUCGAGUUCAAACACGUGCCCAUUGACGAUGAAAUUGGAGCCUUUACGAUAUUGGCAGACAGUAUCGCCGUUGCUGUUAGGUCGCCCCUGCCAAGGCUAGGUCACUUUCUGUACCGGAAUCUUUCCCCGAUGAUGAGACGAGCUGCAGCAGGUCGGGAUAGGCUUAGGAACCGUGAGAUUGCAAAGAGUGUUGAGCGGAGGGAGUCUGAACAUCCACAGCGAUGCGCCUUGGAUAAUAUGCUGGCCCGAGAAGAUGUAAUUGCUGAGAAGGAGGGUCGGAAGCCAAACUAUUACUCUCAAGUUAUCCUGAGCGAGCUCCUCGGAUACCUAGUGGGAGGCCACGACACCACCUCAUCUGCUCUACGCUGGUCAUGCAAGUACAUGACUGAAGACCAGCGUGUGCAAUCCCUUCUCCGAAAGGCUCUCUACGAAGCAUACCCCGAAGCAGCGGCCGAGAACCGUGUCCCAACAAUUGCCGAGAUCACCAAGAACCAGCACAUCGCUUAUCUUGACGCUGUCAUUGAGGAGUGUCUUAGACAUGCACGUCCUGGUGCCAUCACUUUCCGCCAAGCCAUGGUUGACACUCAAAUUCUUGGCGUUCAUAUUCCAAAGGGCACGAAUGUAGGCUUGAUGGCUUGCGGACCGGGUAUCCUGACACCAAGAAUCGAGGUCGACUAUAGUAAACGAUCAGCCAAUUCCAAAGCGAGCAUGGAAAAGAUCCCAGCCUUUGACGAGUCCAACAUAAGAGAAUUCCUCCCCGAGCGCUGGCUCAGAACCCAAAAGACUGACUCUGGAGAAGAAGAGACCGUGUUUGAUCCCAACAGCGGACCAGCUCAAGCCUUUGGUCUCGGUCCUCGGAGUUGCUUUGGAAAGAAGUUGGCGUACAUGGAGCUGCGGAUUUUCUUCACCAUGAUCUUCUGGGAGUUCAAGAUGAACACUGUUAAGCCAGAGUUGAGAGGGCACGAUGAGAGUGUUACUCUGACGAGGUCGCCGAAGUAUGUCUAUGUGAGUUUGGAAAAGACAGGACCUCAGCAGAGUGUUUAG